Messenger RNA from Laccaria bicolor S238N-H82, 687 nucleotides. RefSeq lists its product as uncharacterized. The coding region runs from base 1 to 687 and encodes 228 amino acids. The record is from RefSeq and is a predicted model, not a curated record. The transcript has 2 exons. NCBI's taxonomy places the organism in Eukaryota, Fungi, Basidiomycota, Agaricomycetes, Agaricales, Hydnangiaceae.
AUGGCAGGCAAGGGCCAUAGUGACGGAUAUUCCCAAAACAACAUUUAUUCGGUCUCACGCAGCCAAGGUGACAUAUUGACCCACGGUCGCCCAGAUCACGAUGUCUGGCAGGGAGAAUUGGACGGUGGAGUGGCCUGGAAAAACUUCGCACCUUCUGUCAGAUCGUUCAGAUCGUCCGAUAAACAGGCCCCCUUAAUCCCUCCACCACCACCUCCUCACUCGCCGCCAAGUGAGUCCACUGGCUCGCCGUCCAAUUCAAAAUGGGUUGUCGGCUCUGAGGCGUUAGUCAAGGUCACCACAAAGCGCAGAAAAAAGCCUGCAAUAUAUAAAUGCAAUUUCAACAAUUGUAAGCGAGACUUUACGACAAAGGCCAACCAAAAGCACCAUAAAAAUGCUCACCUAGGAAUCAAGCCAUACGGCUGUGUUCUCGGAUGUGGGAAGGACUUUGGCGUUGGGCAUGCGAUGAAGCGACAUCUCAAGACAUGCGUUAAAAACGUAUCCAAGCAGCCUUCUGACGACGUGCAACAGGGAGGCGUCGAGGAAAGUUUAUACCCCAUGUUACAAGUUUUCCCCUUGUCUACUCCUCACCCAGAUUCGAUGUGUUUUUCUGUUCAACUGGAGGUCACUUCCGACUGCCUGGGUCUAGAUGAAUACGACCUCACUUACAAGUGCCCCGACGACUUUUAG